GCUGCACUGACAGGGCGGGCGCUUGCGGCCUUUCCUGGGCGUGCCCGGCUGGUCCUCUCGGCUUGGCUCCGCCUGGCUGCUCUGGCCCCGGAAACACACGUGAUGCCAGGCAGGGAGGGAAAGGAGGCAGGCUUUCCCGGCCAGGAAGAAGAAGAAGGAGAAGAAGAGAUGGAGGCGGAAAAGGAGAAGGCGGAGGAAGAAGAGGAAGAAGAAGAGGAGGCAGGGAGCGGCGUGGCUCAGGCUCAGCCCCAGGAGGGCGGCUUGGGCGCCGAGCCCUCAGUCGAGGCAGAGGCGGAGAAGCAGGAGGCGCAGGCGCAGUCGCAGUCGCCGCCGGUUCCCACCAGGUUGGAGGAAAUUGUUGCAUCCAAACCAGGGAAAACACCGAUUCAGCUGUUACACGAAUAUGGCACAAAGGCAAACCUCAAUCCAAUAUAUGAAUGUGAAAAUGCUGCGGGAGAAGUACAUAUGCCAAUCUUCACCUAUAAAGUCACCUUAGGCAAUGUAACUGGAACAGGAGAAGGGCCCAGCAAGAAAAUUGCCAAGCAUAGAGCUGCCGAAGCUGCGCUGAAUAUUAUGAAAGGCAACUCAGUUGUUUGUAUUGCUGUGCCAGAUCACUUAAUCCCUGGAGCAGUCAAUCAAGCACAGAAUAAGACUAAUCCUGUAGGAUCUCUCCAGGAGCUGGCUAUUCAGAAAGGUUGGAAACUUCCAGAGUAUUCAAUGGCACAGGAGACAGGCCCGCCUCAUAAGAGAGAGUUUACAGUGACUUGCAGAAUAGAAGCCUUUGUGGAAACAGGGAUGGGGACAUCCAAAAAACUAGCUAAGCGAAAUGCAGCUGAGAAAUUACUUCGCAAAUUCCAGAAUUUUUCUGGAGAUAACAUCUCUCUUAAUUUAAGUCGCAAUUUGGGGUGUACCUGGGAUACCUUAAGGAAUUCCUCCAGAGAAAAAAUCACUCUGCUGAAGAUGAGCCCGCUGAGUAUUCCAAACACAGAUUACGUUCAUCUCCUUAGAGAAAUUGCGCAAGAACAAGGCUUUCAUGCGACGUAUUUGGACAUAGAGGAACUGAGUGUGAAUGGACAAUUCCAAUGUCUUGCAGAACUGUCAACCCAUCCAAUCACAGUUUGCCACGGGACUGGGAUCUCCUGGGGCAAUGCUCACAACGAUGCUGCUCAUAAUGCACUACAAUAUUUAAAAAUCAUGGCUGGGAGGAAAUAAGCUUCAAGCAAAAGGAAAUAUUUAGAAACAGAUAUCAUUUAAAAGGACCUAUCUAUUUAAGCUGAACAGUUUCCAAACUCUUGGGGCUGUUUUUUUAAAGUCACAUCACAAAAUCCACAUAUAUAUUUAUGCGUUAGAAUGAAAUAAUGAUUUACAUCAAUUAAUUGUGGGGUUUUCAUUUUGGAUAGCUAGACUCAGGAAGCACAGAUACCAGCACAGCUGCAGUCAUGGAGAAAGGGUUUGGCUGGCAUCUUGUAACUGGUGAACUACGAUAGCAUGAGUUGGACUUCCCCCAUUGCAACUCUUUUUUCUUGGUCACUGCAGAGGCUGGAAUUCUCUAACAACUGAGCAAUGACCAAUCUGUUCCUUCAGGUUCAACCCAGAGCUGGGUGCCAACACAUUGGCUUCCCCCACAGAGACCUUGGGAAGACCUCUGAACAGCUGACCAGACAAAGGUAGUUGGGCAUUCAUCAUCUUCCUGUGCUCUCCACUGACCAGAAAUGAGUGGGUUUGGGGGUUGGGCUGCAGCUGAAAAAGGGUGGGUUUUAGUGGGGAAGGGGUAGAACUAGUUGUGUCUCAUAGCUACAUCUCUUAAAUGCAAGAUUUUAGUUUUCUUGGGUUUGUUGGAUUAGAAUUCUCAGGACCAAGGUAGGAAUUUCUUCAAAUCAGAAGUGUGAAGUAGAUCUUUCUACUCAGAGAUUUCCAGGGAAGCAGUUUUACAGUAGAUCAGCAAGGGGUUUUGAUUCUUGUUUUAACAACGGUGGUGAUAAAAAAAUCUCCUUUUUUCUCCUUAAACUGAGUCGCUUAAGUCAAGAUAGGGAGAAAACAGGAAAUACUGGUGUGCAGUUCUAAUACUGAAAAUGAAUUUCUGCACUUGAUCGGCAAUUCUGUGCUUGUCUUCACUUACUGUAUUGCACCUGGCUCUAGUUGGUGGACCUCAGGUUUCUAAGGAAAAUCAAAUCAGAUCCCGCAACCCUUUUCCGAUCUACUGGCCCUGUCCGAGGAGACUGGCUGUUUCCAUGUCAGGUGGUGAAAGCACACUUGGUUUCAGUCUGCUCUUUCCUUCCAGGAGUUGUCCAAGGUGUCUCCAAAAUACUUUCAGCACCUUGGAAAGCUCCUUUUAGGUUCUGGCUAAAUCGUGAAGCAAAUUUACUGGUCCUGCUCUAACCAAGGAGUUGCCCUUGCUACACUCCAAUCACACUUUGGGCUCAACACAAUGAGAAUGUUGUGGCAUCAUAACAAGGUAUUAGCAGGGAAGAGGUCUGGCUCCAAUUUAACCAUGCAGUUAGACAACUAAAUUAACAAUAUAUUUAGAAUAGUGCCUUUUGUGGUACUCAGCAUAGUUCUCAAUAGCCAGGAGGAGGAUUUCAGACCCCUACCUACUCUGGUCCCUACAUGCCGACUUUAUAUAGGGGUAAGAAUGAUGCCCUACAAGUAUAUUGGACUACAACUCCCAGCAUUCCUCGCUAUAUUUAUGGGUUGCAGGAUCAUUUCUUAGCCGGUUUGAUCAUUGCUGUCCUUACUUUGACAAUACAUGUCUUUCUACCUCUUGUAUUUAAUGACAGAAUUAAAGCUUAGGAAGAAAAGGAAGUUUUGGAAUUUGAUCAAACUGUAGAGGAAAAUAUGUAACAGAAAUGGAACAUCUUUGUGAUUGAUAGAGAUUUGGGAUUGACACAGAUUGCAAAAACUUCUGUUUUUUCUAGUAUCUGAAUUGGGGCAACAUUUAGCACAGAUUUAUAGAAUUGUCGUGAAUUGUCUAGUAUCACCAAGUAGCUAUGAGCCCUUGCACCACACAUGCUAGUUUACCAGCUACUUCAUGAAAACCUCCAUAUAUGGGAUCUUGAAACCAAAGUUGCUAGUAUCUGAUUCUCCCCAAGAAAAAUACUGUUUUGAAAAGCUUUAUGUGAUGGCCAUGACAUGAAUUUUCCUGUAUUUGGAUUUCUCUCAUUGUGUGCAUUGUGGCCCUUUUUUAAUUUAUGGUUUGAAGAGUGUGUUUUUCUAGAAACAAUAUCUUUAUUAACAUCACUGCCGUUUUUCAUAAGAUAACUAUGUCAUUAGAAAUUCUUUAAUAAAUUGUUUUAAAGAAUAA
Molecule: messenger RNA, 3301 nt
Organism: Anolis carolinensis (green anole)
Lineage: Eukaryota; Metazoa; Chordata; Lepidosauria; Squamata; Anolidae
Gene: prkra
Product: protein activator of interferon induced protein kinase EIF2AK2
Exons: 8
Coding region: 103-1212 (369 amino acids)
Biological process (GO): siRNA processing; regulation of regulatory ncRNA processing
Cellular component (GO): RISC-loading complex; RISC complex; nucleus
Molecular function (GO): double-stranded RNA binding; siRNA binding
Source: RefSeq, a predicted model, not a curated record